GCAGGUUAGACCAAUGCUGCGUCGGCGGUGCAGCCACGUUGAAGCAGCGACGGGGGCCGUAGCAGACUUUGCGCAGAACCUCGUGGUGCUGUUGGUCCCGCCAUGCGAGGCCACUCGUCGGGGGUGGAUGCAUGCAGUGGUGCUGUAUCCAUUGCAAUGCGUCGAGUCCAUAUUCGUCCGUCCUUUGGGCCAUCUGCGGCGGCACAUGCCUCUUCUCGGUGGCAUAUGCGUCGUGGCGCUCACGCUGUGGAGUAUGUUGCUUCGAAACGUUUGGCGGCACGUACACCACACGCUCACCACCCUGUCGGCGUCAUCCGAUCCUCGACUCAACUUUGACACGUUCUGGAAUGCGGUCGAGGCGUACUACGUGUUCACAGACGCGUCGACGUGCAACUGGCCGCUUGUACAUGUCAUUUUCGGAGACAAGAUUGACACGUCGACGAGUGAAGACGACCUUUGGACUGCAAUCGUCGAUUCCAUGGCGCUGCUGGGGGAUCCUUCCGUCAGGCUGUUGCAUCCGCAGGCGUGUGAAUCGUUGUCGCACUCGUCUCAAAAUGGCAUGGAGACAACGCUUGACCUCCAGACUCCGUCGUCGGAGCGAUCCACAUCACUUCGACCGACCAGCGCGCACCUUGAAUUCCCACCACUCGUUCAAGUUGCGCCGCGCAUUUCUACCUUAACGUUAACACAGUCAAGCAGGACCGUGCUGUAUGUUCGCUUGGAUGCCAUGGUUGGAUUCGUCGACCGAUCCUUUCCUCUCGACCUCUUGUCCCCGCCGUCCCAACCGGCGGCAGUGCCAGAACUGUUUGAUGUGGAAGCUAUGCGAUGGGCGUUGCAAUCUGUGGUGCGCCCGCUGCUUGAAUCAACCAAGAACACAGGGGUGAUUUUGGACCUGCGUUGGAAUCAUGGCGGCGGCAGCCCGCAAGCGGCUCUUGCCGCCGCCGCCAUGUUCCUUCCUCCGCGCACACCUGCGUUUGAGAUCGAAGAACCAUUGAAAACGUGGGGACGCGUCCGGCGCCGCACGUUCCAUGUACCGUCAGCUGCAGCAUCGGAGUCGCAACUCCCAACUUACUACAACGGUCCACUUGUCGUGCUGCAGAGUGCUCACACGGCAGGGACGGCGGAAUUGCUGGUCCUGGCGCUGCGACAUCGAAAGCGUACCAAGUGCAUCGGGGACACUACCGCCGGACGUGCGUCGGGACUGCUGCAGAUUCAGCUCCCCAACGGCUGGCUUGUCGAACUGCCACACCAACGAUGCAGCAGCGCCGGUGCAAGAGGCGCCGAGGUCAAGUGUGUCCAUGGCCGUGGUCUUAAACCACACGUCCCAGUGGAUCUCGUCGACGGCGCUCGGGCUUGGUCGACAGCGUUAGACGUCCUUUAUGAACUCUAGACACAGCCCUUGCAAUCCAAUAGAAAAUUUCCGAAUGAGC
Molecule: messenger RNA, 1430 nt
Organism: Aphanomyces invadans
Lineage: Eukaryota; Oomycota; Saprolegniomycetes; Saprolegniales; Verrucalvaceae
Exons: 4
Coding region: 14-1390 (458 amino acids)
Biological process (GO): proteolysis
Molecular function (GO): serine-type peptidase activity
Source: RefSeq, a predicted model, not a curated record